This is a messenger RNA of Amphibalanus amphitrite, 1183 nucleotides long. RefSeq lists its product as uncharacterized. Bases 205 to 645 code for a protein of 146 amino acids. Lineage: Eukaryota; Metazoa; Arthropoda; Thecostraca; Balanomorpha; Balanidae. The record is from RefSeq and is a predicted model, not a curated record. The transcript has 3 exons.
UGUGGAACAAGUGCUGAAAUAUGCUUAUCUAUUGUAAUUUGGCUACGUUAGCCUUAGACAUGUUGCACUGUUGACGCUGAUGAAGAAUAGGCGGCACCAAAGCUUUGAAGACUAGUAUCUUUUGAAAUUGAAAUUUGCCUCUCAGUCUCUCAAGAAUCAAGAUGCCAAAUAGAUGUGCAGGAUUUGAUUGCUGACAAACCAGGGAUGAGGCUCAAGAGUCAAGAGAUCACCCUGCAUUGGCAAGUGGCUGGAACAACCCCAGUGCCGCACAGUUCUGCGGGAUAUUCCGGCACCUGCUCCACCGCUGCGGCGUCCGGCCCGGCAGCACAGGGAAAGUGGCAGCCCUCGACACGACCAGCAUCCUGGCAGUCGGUCACACGACCAGCGGACGGGGAGCCAGCCUUACUACCUCGGCCUCCACCACCUCAGACAACGGUGCCACGGCACUCCACAUCAUCACGGAGCACGACUUCCAGCCUGGGCUGUCGUCUGGUGGGCAACAUCGUCACCUACAUCGCAGAGUUCGUGGUGAAGAAGGCGCUCGACUCUGUCAGCUGUAGCACCUGUCAGGAGGCCCUGGUGAGCGACAUCCAGCCGGACGACAUGACACAGCUUUACCACCUCUUCAUCAUCUCUGCCAGAUGAGCUAAGGUGGGGACGGGUUUCAUGCCUGGGAUCUGACUGAGACCCGCUCAUACCCUGCCGAAGUGUUGGUGAUUUCAGCGGUCAGCUGUCUCUAGCCGGUGUCAGUGAGUCGCGGCCAGCUGCCGCUGGAGUGGGUAUCUACCGUCGAUAGCUGCUGUGUGGCGGAUAGCGUGGAUUUGGAUGGACACUUCAUAUUAAUGAACAGAUCAAUGUCUGGCCGAUAAAAGACGUAUUUUGUCGAUGAUUGCUUAGUGACUGAGUGGGUCCACUGGCGACCAAUGCAGUGGGCGCUGGGUUAACGCCUCGCCUCUUGUGACCGUGUCGAUAUGUAGCACUGUUAAUUGCCGAUUCGUUGCCGGCCGUCUCUGCUCCGUGGCUGGCUGAUCCGGCACAAACUGGUGUUCGUGGCUGAAGGCGCGGCUACAGUUACACUAGCUCGCCACGUGCCUGUGCGACUAUCGUCGGUGCUGUCUGCAAGGGCGAUGUCGGUGCCUGUAGGGGGCGCGGAUUGAUUCAAAGUGAGGAAUGGGUCAUCGGA